Periophthalmus magnuspinnatus is the source of this 2593-nucleotide messenger RNA. It is a transcript of the gene ttpa, whose product is annotated as tocopherol (alpha) transfer protein. The record is from RefSeq and is a predicted model, not a curated record. Lineage: Eukaryota; Metazoa; Chordata; Actinopteri; Gobiiformes; Gobiidae. Gene Ontology annotation, cellular component: membrane. The coding region runs from base 279 to 1154 and encodes 291 amino acids. The transcript is spliced from 6 exons. Gene Ontology annotation, molecular function: phosphatidylinositol bisphosphate binding.
ACAGGAAAAAAACAACAGCUGGACCAAAGAGCUGCACAGAUUUGCACAGAGUGCAUGUUGAAAUAGUUUGACACCGUCUAUUUCCAGAAAUUAACUACACUCAAUAUUGAACAAUAUGUUGCCUGCUGGCACCGUUCCGAGAUCCUGAAUAACUUUACAGCCACAUAUCUCUGCUUAUCUUCGGGGGAAAGUGUGGCGGCAACUCUGCAAAGCGCACGGGCCGUUAAUAGGGCUCUAGCGAGCACUCGGCGUGGCAUGUGUCCGGGAAUGAGGGCGCCAUGAACGGCCCGGAGCUGACUGAGCUGGCGGACGAGUCGGAGGAGCUGGUCCCGUACGUGAGCUCUCUCCGCCGGGCAGCGCUGCAGGCCCCAGAGCUGACCGGGGUCCGCGCGCUCUCACACGGCUUCCUGCUCAAGUUCCUCCGCGCGCGGGACUUCGACGUGGAGCUCGCGCUGAAGCUGCUGCUGAACUACCAGCACUGGAGGAGGGACAGUCCUGAGAUCAGCUCGUGCCUGUCCCCUGUCUCUGUCCUGGGGCUGCUCAGAGAGGACUACCACAGCGUCCUGCCUCUGAGGGAUCACAGCGGCAGCAGAGUGCUCCUCUACAGAAUCGGUCAGUGGAAUCCUAAAGACUGGUCGGCCAUCCAGGUGUUCCGGGUCAGCCUCAUGACAUCAGAGGUCAUCGCCAGGGAGACCCAGACUCAGAGGCGGGGCCUAAAGGUCAUCUUCGACCUCCAGGGCUGGUGUUUAGGCCACGCCCUCCAGGUUACACCCUCACUGGCCCGCAAGAUCUCUUCUGUGCUCUCGGAUGCGUUCCCUCUGAAGGUGCGGGGAAUUCACCUGCUCAACGUGCCUCUGUUCUUCCGCCCGGUGCUGGCCAUGAUCAGACCCUUCCUCCCCGACAAGAUCCGACAGAGGAUCCAUGUACACGGUUCGGACUACACUGACUCUCUGUUGGACUUUUUCUCGGCUCCAGUGCUGCCACUGGAGUAUGGAGGGGAGGGGCCAAGCAUCCAGGAGGUCUGUCAGGCCUGGACCAAUCAGCUGCUGCAGUCUGAGAGCAUUCUGCAGAAGGUCGCGGCUCACCCAGCAGGAGACAUUGACGUUACCCCUGACAACGCUACCUCCGAGGGAGUGGAGAUCAGGAUGGACUGAGGAGGCAUUUUUUGUGUCUGUGUAGUCUAUACAGUUUAGACGCAAAUGUGUUACUGAAAAAUCUACUCUCCUAUACAUGUUACUAGUGUCCAUUUUAGUUAAGUGUAACAGUGCAUGUAAAGGAGACAUAUGAUGCAUUCUUGCCAUUUAACUCUCUUUUAAUUAUGUUUUUGGUCACCUAAGGAAAAGUAUUUUACAUUUUCUAACUUAAAAGUUCUAUAUUAUGCAGAAUUGACUCAUGAGGUUUUAGGCAUGUUAGAAUGUAUUUACUUCUUCAAAACAUACCUGGAGUUGUGUUUUGUUUCAUUCAUACUUGUAUGGGUAACGCUGCAUCUCAAAAGCUCAAAAUGCUGUUUCACCUUGUGAUGUCAUUCAGUGGUAGUUUUAGAGUUAACAGAUAUUUUAGCCUCAAAAUAUGAACUGAACUGCUUUACUCUAUAAUACACUAGAACCUUAACCUUUUAAAAAUAUUUUUGUUUUAUCUUUUGUUCGGUUGAGAUAGACACCAAAAAUCUACAAUAUCUUCUGGGGCAAUGAGAAGCGUUUCUGGCAACUAUAGCCCCAAAAUUUGGCAAUUCCAUGACUGAAAAUGUUCAACUAAUUCUGUUUAAAGUGUAUGGAGUUUGAAAACACAGUGGAGCACUUCCUGUAUUACCACUUGACAGCAUAAGACAGUGUUUUCUGUUUGAGAGAAGAACACAGCCUAAAUAUGCAGGAUUAGUGUGUUAAAUGUGUGAAUGAAACAAAACACAACUCCAGGGGUGUUUUUGAUGAGGUUACAAGAUCACUUAAAUAAAAAAAAAAACGGCAAUAUACAGUAUAGACUCUUUAAAUAAUGUCUAUAUUUGGAAAUCGUGUUUUAUAAACUAAAGAAACUAAACAGUUGAAGUCCUUAUCCCCCAUGACUGCUAUGCUAAACGAGCCAUGCAUUCACAGUGCUGGUUUAUGGUUUUAAAAACUGCACAGAAGUCUGGAGUUUUAUCUAUGACUUCACUAUCUGUGCUAACUUUUGAUUAAUGAAGUAACGAAACAAGUGUGAAUGAAACAAAAUACAACUUUAGGUUUGUUUUUGAUGAGGGGACGACAGUAUAACAUGGUUAAAAGGUCAAAAAAUCCUCUCUCUCCCUCUUUCUGUAUUUCUCUCUCACUCCCUUUUUCUGUAUUUCUCUCUCUUUCUGGAUUGUGACUAAUAUGAACAAAUACUUUUUAUUGUCUUUUUACAUGUUUAUUAUUUACAUCUUUUGUGCAAUGUUUUAAUUUUGUACCCUCUAUGUUUUAACUGUGAAAUCUUGUUUUUUUAUCUUUUUAAUUCCAAUGCACUUUUUAAUAUUUGCAUAAAUGAAGUUUAGCAAUAAUUUUGAUAUAAUAAUUCAUUAAUGUCAAAUUUUAUAUUCUUCAAAUAUAUGGAAAAGGGAAAAAUAAAGAGACUUGUUAUAAUG